UUGUGCUGUUUGGCAAAAGAACCGCCGAUACUUGUCCGCGUCAUUUUCCUGAUCAGUAUAUCAGCGCUACACACGCUUUGACCUCUCUCAUGAUUACUUUUCUAGAUAAGUACUAAGGCUGUUUACAAUAGGCUGUUGUUUUAGGUAGUGUUCUUCUACAUAAUUAUAGGGCGUGUCAAAACGCUAACGGGGUGUAUGCCUUACUAGCGUCUCCCCACACCCCACCUUCCUUCACACCUCACAACCAUGCUGCGUGCCUUCCACCGCUGAGAUGGGUUGACAGCACCCGAAGCCGAGGCCCUAUCGCAGCCUCUGUCACAUCGAUUGCACCGUAUUGGCGGCUCCACGACGAAAUAUGAAGUCCUCUGACCCAAACCGCCCUUCUAGCCGUCGAGGCGCGUCAGGCGCAUGGAAUCGCCUCAAGCCCGUUCGCGAAGACGUACUAGAAUCUUACGGCCUACCUAGUAAAGGCGAGACACGUCUAAACGACUUCCGCACGCAGGAAACCUUCCUGAACCGCAUCACCGAGCGCUACAUGAAGCUCUGCGCCGUCAACCGCACAGACCUCGACUCUCUCUUCGCCGCCGCAAACCCCACACCCUCGCCCACCGCCCUCACAACGUCCAUCUCGCACCUCUCGCUCUCGAAACACGCGCCGCAACCUCAAGCCCCCAAACCCGCGCCCCUCAGCGGCCUCAACUCGCCUGGCCUGCUUGCCGCCUCCAAGCUCUCGGCGCAAGAACUCGCGACUGUGUUAUCGGCACUGCGUAAGCUGCGCGAGGGCGUGACGGCAAGUGGCCGCGCCGAUGCGUUCGCGCACCGCGCGUACUUCUUCACGAUCCAUGUGUCGCUGCUGUGCCGUGACUGGGCGUCCUAUGUGCCGGCGCUGCAUACGCUGUUGUAUAGCUUGCACCGGCGGAAUGCGCUAACAGAAAGCCAAUUGCAUGAAUACGUUGGGUACCAGGUGUUGGACCAGGCGUGCAGGCAGGGAGAUGUGGCGGGCGCAAGAGAGACAAAGGUUAGGUUUGGGUAUAAGGAUCGUAGGGUCGAGAUGCUGCUUUCAGCGCUGGUGAGUGAUAAUUGGGUGUUGUUUUGGAGGGCAAGAAGAGGGGUGGAUGGGUAUCAAAGGGCGUUGUGUGGGUUUGCUGAGCAGGGGGUGAGGGUGAAUGCGCUGAAGGUUAUUGGAAAAAGUUAUUUGGUGUGCGAUCGGCGAUGGGUAGAGGAGGCGGCGGGGAAGGAGUGGGACGGACUGGUGGAGGACGGGGUGGGAUGGGAGUUGGAGGAGGGUGGAAGAGUCAUUGUGAGGCGGGUGAAGCCGAAAGCUGCA
Molecule: messenger RNA, 1327 nt
Organism: Boeremia exigua
Lineage: Eukaryota; Fungi; Ascomycota; Dothideomycetes; Pleosporales; Didymellaceae
Exons: 2
Source: RefSeq, a predicted model, not a curated record